AAUCGUUAAUGAAAUUGCUUGAAAAUAACAGCAGCAAUGUACAUAUAUUAUAAGUGUUUUUUGUCGCAGUUUGGGGUAUAAAAAGAGCAACGUUCCAUGGGAGCUUAUCAGUGGGCGAUUCGAAAUGAACAAUAUCGGUAAAGUGAUCGUCUUUGUGUACUUGAUUGUUGGAUCCCAAGGACAAUGGCUUGAUGAACACUGUGGGUCUGGAGGAUCAACCAGCCGACCGUGGCUAGCUGCCAUAUACAUAUGGGAUCCCCAAAAAUGGGAAACCUACUUUCAUUGCACUGGCACACUUAUCACCGACCGUUUUAUUCUCACCCAUGCCAUACCCAACACCAGAAUCGGAUACAUCUUUGCUCGCUUGGGAGCAACCUACGACGAUGCGCCUACAUCACAAUGGUACACCACUGAAUCCUUGACUAUGCAUCCCAACUUCAAGAUUUAUGGAAAACAUACCAAGAAUGAUAUAUCUCUAAUCAAGUUGGAUAGGAAAGCUGAGUUCAAUGCAUUAAUCAGGCCAAUUUGCCUGUUUCAUAGCAAAAGCCAAAACCAAAAGCAACUCCAGAGGCAGAUUGCGGACUCCACGUUGGAGUUUACGUUUUCGGGUUGGACAAAACCAUUCUUCACUUCGAAUUCAAAAGUGCUCAAAUCUACCAGGGUUGUUCGGCUUAAUCCCCAACUUUGUUCAAACACAAUUGAAGAUCCCUUGGAACAGAAUCAAAUCUGUGGUGAAACUGAUUCCGAUGAAUUAUGCUUCAGAAACAGCGGAGGUCCUUUAGAAAUCGUAAUAAACAAAUGGGGAAAAAAUGAGUUACUCAGAUUGGAUUGCUAGUAUCGUUCGUGAACAGUAAAUCGAUUCUUGACUUAAAAGAAAAUAUAUAAGUCAAUUUAAACUUAAAAAAAAAAAACACGAAAGCUAUUCAACUUAAUUACUUGAUUAAUUCUAAAAAAAUGUUGAAUAUAGAUAUUGGCCGAAUAAAUAAAUCCAGAUUAAAAGCA
This is a messenger RNA of Drosophila elegans, 1002 nucleotides long. RefSeq names its product CLIP domain-containing serine protease 2-like. Gene Ontology annotation, biological process: proteolysis. The transcript is spliced from 4 exons. Gene Ontology annotation, molecular function: serine-type endopeptidase activity. Bases 125 to 835 code for a protein of 236 amino acids. The record is from RefSeq and is a predicted model, not a curated record. NCBI's taxonomy places the organism in Eukaryota, Metazoa, Arthropoda, Insecta, Diptera, Drosophilidae.